AUGGAGACAGAAAAGCUACACCAGAUCGGCAAAGAUCUGGGGCUAACGGGCGUAGAAUUAGCCCAGUUCAUAAAAGAGGGUAUUCAGAGACAAUUUGAAACUGCAAAGAUUGAAGCAGAGUUAAAGAAAGAAGAAUUGAAGAUAAGGCAGCUGGAGUUAAAAAGAGAGUUCCCUGUGGUAGAUGAGGUGGCACAUCACAACACUGCGAACACAAAGGUAAAGUACCCCAAAUUACCUGUAUUCAAUGAUAAGUGCGAUAACAUUGAUGCAUACCUUCAACGGUUUGAAAGGUUUGCCAGGAAUGCAGAAUGGCCUGAAGAAGUGUGGGCCAUCAGUUUAGCCUCUUUAUUGCAAGGUAAAGCCCUGGAUAUAUAUCACCAAUUAACCCCUUCAGAAGCAAAUAAUUUUGAGCUGGUAAAAUCAGCACUAUUAAAGGGAUUUGAUUGCACUGCUGAGGGCUUUAGAACUAAAUUUAGAAACUGCAAAUUUUCUAUGGGUGAGACUGCUAAACAAUUAAUAGCAAGAAUGACAAAACUGUUUGAGAGGUGGACUGAGAUGGCGGAAUGUGAAAAAGAGUACGAGGUUUUAAAGGAACUGAUCAUAAGAGAGCAAUUUCUAUCCUCGUGUGACCGUAACCUGAGUUUAUUCCUGAAAGAGCGAUCUCUGAGAACCCUACAAGAGCUACAGGAGAAUGCUGAUCGCUUCCUCGAGGCCCACGGAAACCAAGGGACUCGAGCGACAACACACCAGUCGCAGGUAUUCCGCCCUCCUCAGCCCUCCACGCCCAGCAUCCCAACGCCGGAAAAAGGCGCAGUUUGGGGCCAGGUAACUUGCUUCAUUUGUAAUAAACGGGGACAUAGGGCAUGGGAAUGUUAUUUCAGGCCACCGAAUGUCCGAGGAAAAACGAGCAAACCACAGCCGAGGAAGGAAGAUACAGCCGCCCCUGUAAGCAGUGUUGUAGUUGCACCAGAAACUAAUGGGAAAUGGAAUCGAGGAGAAGCAAAGGAGAGCGAAAGGAAAGCUGUAGAUGGAGAGGAAUUGUGUGGAGGAACUCUAGCCAAAGGUAAGGAGAAGUUGAAGACUGCCAGAGGAGAAGUUGAAGGAAGAAAAGUCGUAGUACUGAGGGACACGGGAUGUUCAACAGUGUUGGUAAGGAGAAGUCUGGUUCCGUCGUCUAAGUUGACUGGUAAGGAAGUGGGAAUAAUGAUGGCAAAUUCAGAAAUUUAUUACUACCCUGAAGCAAUGAUUGAUGUCAAGACCCCCUAUUAUGUUGGGAGGGUGAGUGCCGUGUGUCUACCACAGCCCCUGUAUGACUUGAUAAUCGGGGAAAUACCAGGAGCGACUACAGGUGAGGACGACGCACGACCGGAAACAUGUGGUGUGAUGACGAGAAUGCAGACCAGAUUAGAAAGUGACUGUAAAAGGAAGACGCCAGUGUUGAAGAUAGCAGAGGUUACAAAAAUGUUGAGCACAAAUAUAAAGAAGACUCAAGAGGAGGAUAAAACUUUGGAUGGAAUUCGGAUAUACGCACAAAAAGGUAAAGUUUUUAAAAAGAAAAAUAAUGAAAUAUCUAUAUUUCUUAUGAAAGGAGGAUUGCUGUACAGACAGGUCACGACAGGCAAACGACAACGGGAUCAACUUCUUGUUCCUCAAGCGUGUCGCCAAGCUAUCCUUGAGCUGGCUCAUUCAGGCAUUAUGGGAGGCCAUUUGGGCACAAGCAAAACUAAAGAUAGAAUACUUGCACAUUUCUUUUGGCCAGGUGUUACCGUCGCCGUUACUCGCUACUGCAGAUCAUGCGACGUGUGUCAACGGACGGUGGAUAAGGGGAAAGUGAGCAAGAUCAGACUGGGUGACAUGCCGCUCAUUGGUGAACCAUUUUCCCGUAUGGCCGUAGACCUGGUGGGGCCGCUUGAACCACGAUCUUCAAAUGGCUCUCGAUACAUCCUGACGGCAGUGGAUUAUGCUACGCGGUACCCCGAGGCCGUCGCCCUUCCAAGCAUUGACACACCCACGGUGGCAGAGGCCUUAGUUACAAUCUUCAGCAGGGUAGGUGUGCCUAGAGAGAUUUUAUCUGACAGGGGGACACAGUUUACCUCUGACGUAAUGAAAGAAGUGUAUCGCUUACUUUCUAUUCAGUCUUUGACCACUACACCAUACCAUGCUAUGUGCAAUGGCCUCGUUGAAAAAUUUAACGGGACACUAAAGAAAAUGCUUAAAAGGAUGUGUGUUGAGCAGCCCAAGGAAUGGCACCGCUACUUGGCGCCCCUUUUGUUUGCCUACCGCCAAGUGCCCCAAGCCCUUCGAGCUGAUAUACGGACACACUGUGAGAGGACCGCUAACACUGCUGCGAGAAUUAUGGGACGGCAGUCCGGUGGAUGA
Penaeus chinensis is the source of this 2379-nucleotide messenger RNA. RefSeq lists its product as uncharacterized. The coding region runs from base 1 to 2379 and encodes 792 amino acids. The transcript is spliced from 2 exons. Gene Ontology annotation, biological process: DNA integration. Gene Ontology annotation, molecular function: nucleic acid binding; zinc ion binding. The record is from RefSeq and is a predicted model, not a curated record. NCBI's taxonomy places the organism in Eukaryota, Metazoa, Arthropoda, Malacostraca, Decapoda, Penaeidae.